Messenger RNA from Gamsiella multidivaricata, 651 nucleotides. RefSeq names its product vacuolar protein sorting-associated. Gene Ontology annotation, biological process: protein transport to vacuole involved in ubiquitin-dependent protein catabolic process via the multivesicular body sorting pathway. The record is from RefSeq and is a predicted model, not a curated record. Lineage: Eukaryota; Fungi; Mortierellomycota; Mortierellomycetes; Mortierellales; Mortierellaceae. Gene Ontology annotation, molecular function: protein-containing complex binding. Gene Ontology annotation, cellular component: ESCRT I complex. The transcript has 4 exons. The coding region runs from base 1 to 651 and encodes 216 amino acids.
AUGACUUUAGUCAACUUGGACGAGGAAAUUAAGCUAACAACGAACAACCGCGAGCGAGCACAGAUGGACAACAUGGCGGACCUGUAUUCUAUCAUCGUCGUAUUAGAGCAUUUGGAAAUGGCGUACAUUCGAAGUGCCAUCACUCACACACAAUACACACCCGAGUGUCGUCAGCUCAUUGCGCAAUUUAAAACGGCCUCUAGCUUGCUGGGCGAUGUUGUACCAGAUCUGGAAAAGUUUAUGAAGGAAUACAAUUUGGAUUGCCCAGCAGCAGCCAAGAGGAUCAAGAUUGGCGUGCCAGCGACAGUCGAAUUUGGCGAUGGUGGUGCAUCGAACGAGCCAAGUGGCCAUAAGUCUGCCAAAUAUAUUGCUGAAACUGUCCAGAGCUACAUUACGGUCAUGGAUAUGCUGAAGUUAGGAAUGGGGGCGGUAGAUGAAAUUCACCCUCACUUGGCGGACCUUAUGCAGAGUCUGAACAAUGUGCGAUCACUACCUGCUGAUUUUGAAGGCCGGGCCAAAUUGCGCGAAUGGUUGAUCAAAUUGAAUGGUAUGAGGGCAAGCGAAGAGCUGGCUGCGGACGAAAAGAGACAGAUGGAGUUCGACCUUGAAAGCAACUAUACUGCAUUCCGUGGAUGGCUUGAUAGUCAAUAA